UUGGCGGCGCCGGGUCGCUUGGGGCUGGAGCUGCGCGCGGGAGGUUCGUAGCCGGCGGCGGGCGGCCAUGGAGGACUACGAGCGGGAGCUGUACGGCGUCGAGGACGACUUCCACAGCCAGUUCGCGGCCGAGCUCGAGGUGCUGGCCGAGCUGGAAGGGACAACCGCCAUGUCACCUUCCAGGGACCCCUGGCCCACCGUGGGCCGGCCCCGCCUGACGUUCGAGGAGACCAUUGCUGGAGGGAACGCUGCCACUCACUGCUCUCCAGGCGGACCUCCAAGGAACAGCAAGGGCGGUGCCAGGAAGAGGCAGCUGGCCGCUGACAUCCAUGAGGACAGACCCCUGCCCUCUACCCCCAAAGUCAAACGAUCCAGGCUGGAAGCUGCCAGGAGACUGAACUUCAGGUCCGAUGAGAUGGAAGAGCUGCUGCCUCCUGACUCCCCCACUCAGGACAUCACCCCCCCACCGAGUCCUGAGGUCCCUGCUGAGCUGUGGGGCAAGGGGCCCUUGGACACCGGGGCUGAUGUGGGUCUCACUAGGGCCUCGCCAGCUGCCCGCAAUCCUGUCCUGAGGCGGCCCCCUGUCUUGGAGGACUACAUCAAUGUGACCUCCACGGGCGGCGACCGGGCCUUUCUGGUGCUUCGGGCUGACCCAGUGGGCACUGGGGUCCAGAGCCCUCUUCUUGACAUCCGCUGGCGUGGCCGUGGCCAGCUGGACCUGCUGGGCGUGUCCUUUGCCUCCCUGAAGGAGAAGAUCGACAGCGAGCGGCGGCAGCAACUGCUGGAAGAGGCCCAGCGGCUCUCGGACACACUGUGCAGUCUUAGGUCAGAGGAAGUGGAGGAGGGGCCCCAGCCCUCAGGGGCCCCUGAGGAGGAGCCGGCUGACAGCCAAGAUGCCUCCCAGCAUUGCCUCUGGGUGGAUGAGUUCGCACCCCAACGCUAUACGGAGCUGCUCAGUGAUGAUUUCACCAACCGCUGCCUCCUCAAGUGGCUGAAGCUGUGGGACUUGGUGGUGUUUGGCCGAGAGCGGCCCACCCGGAAGCCCAGACCUAGUGUGGAACCGGCCCGUGGUGGCAAGGAGGCCACAGCCUCCAGCAAGUGGAAAAGCCACGGACAGGUGCUAGAGGAGAUGCUGGAGGCUGAGCUGGAUCCAAGCGGGCGGCCCCGGCAGAAGGUGGCGCUGCUGUGUGGGCCCCCAGGGCUGGGCAAGACCACUCUGGCCCACGUGAUUGCGCGGCAUGCUGGGUACUCUGUGGUGGAGAUGAACGCGAGUGAUGACCGCAGCCCUGAGGCCUUCCGAACGCGCAUCGAGGCAGCCACGCAGAUGGAGUCGGUGUUGGGCACUGGUGGGAGGCCCAACUGCCUGGUUAUCGAUGAGAUCGACGGGGCCCCCACGGCCGCCAUCAAUGUUCUUCUGAGCGUCUUGGACCGCCAGGGCCCACAGGAGGCAGAUCCAGGGGGCCCCGCUGUGCCCACGGGUGGGGGGCGGCGGCGCCGGGCGGAAGGGGGGAUCCUGAUGAGGCCCAUCAUCUGCAUCUGCAAUGACCAGUUCGCGCCCUCCCUUCGGCAGCUGAAGCAGCAGGCGCUCCUGCUCCACUUCCCGCCCACGCUGCCCUCCAGGCUCACGCAGCGGCUCCAGGAGAUCUCCCUGCGGCGGGGCAUGCGGGCUGACCCUGGCGCGCUGGCGGCCCUCUGCGAGAAGACAGACAACGACAUCCGCGCCUGCAUCAAUGCCCUGCAGUUCCUGCAUGGGCGGGGCCAGCGGGAGCUGAGCGUUCAGGCUGUGCAGACCACACGCAUUGGCCUCAAGGACCAGCGCAAGGGGCUCUUCUCCGUGUGGCAGGAGGUCUUCCAGCUGCCCCAGGCCCGGAGGCGCCGCGUGGGUCAGGACCCAACCCUGCCCACCCACACACUCCUGCUCGGUGAUGGGCACAUGGGCUCAGGGCCCCUCGCUGCCAAGGUGCCCCUGACUGCGGCCUCUCAGCGGUUCUACCACAUCUUGCAUGUGGCCGCUUCUGCGGGUGAGCACGAAAAAGUGGUCCAGGGCCUGUUCGACAACUUCUUGCGGCUGAGGCUGCGGGACUCCAGCUUGGCGGCCGUGUGCAUAGCCCUUGACUGGCUGGCCUUCGACGACCUGCUGGGCCGGGCCGCCCACCACGGCCAGAGCUUCCAGCUGCUGCGCUACCUGCCCUUCCUGCCCCCGGCCUUCCACCUGCUCUUUGCUUCCAGCCACGUGCCGAGGAUCACCUUUCCCAGCAGCCAGCAGGAGGUGCGCCCCACGCCCUGCCCAUACCCAGGGUCUAACCCCGGGCCCCUGGGUGACUUGGUCCUCGUCCGCCCUCCACCCCAGGCCCAGAAUCGGAUGAGCCGGACACACAACCUGAUCCAGACGCUGGUGUCGGGCAUCACGCCAGCCACCCGCAGCCGGGCUGCACCGCAGGCGCUCAUCCUGGACACCCUCUGCUUGCUCCUGGACAUCCUCGCACCCAAGCUGCGCCCCGUGAGCACACAGCUGUACAGCUCCCGAGAGAAACAGCAGCUGGCCAGCCUCGUGGGCACCAUGCUCGCCUAUAGCCUCACCUACUGCCAGGAGCGCACGCCCGAUGGGCAGUAUGUCUACAGGCUGGAGCCGAACGUGGAGGAUGUCUGCCGCUUUCCCGAGCUGCCCACCCGCAAGCCCCUCACCUACCAGGCCAAGCAGCUCAUUGCCCGCGAGAUUGAAGUGGAGAAGAUGCGGCGGGUGGAGGCCUUGGCCCGGGCUAGGGUUGGCCCCCAGGUGGAUGGGGGUCCCCUGGGGGGCACUGGGGAGAAAGGAGCGCAGCCAUCUGCCCCAUGCAGCCACGAGCAGCGGCUGGAGUGCAUCCUGAAGAGAGCUGCCCUGGAGGAGCAGCCUGAGAGGGACUUCUUCGGUCGUGUUGUUGUCAAGAGAGCGGCAGCCCCGAGCACAGAGCACGCAGCCCCUGAGACUGACACGGCCGAGCAGCGCAUGGGCACCGCGGUGGGCAGGAGCGACGUCUGGUUCCGCUUCAAGGAGGGCGUCUCCAACGCCGUGCGGCGCAGCCUGUACAUCAGGGACCUGCUGUAGCCUGGGCCACGCCAAGCCCCCAGGAUCCAU
Messenger RNA from Balaenoptera musculus (blue whale), 3115 nucleotides. RefSeq names its product chromosome transmission fidelity factor 18 (gene CHTF18). Gene Ontology annotation, cellular component: nucleus. Lineage: Eukaryota; Metazoa; Chordata; Mammalia; Artiodactyla; Balaenopteridae. The transcript is spliced from 21 exons. Gene Ontology annotation, molecular function: DNA binding; ATP hydrolysis activity; single-stranded DNA helicase activity. Bases 68 to 3085 code for a protein of 1005 amino acids. The record is from RefSeq and is a predicted model, not a curated record.